AUGCAAUCCUAUUUGGACACUGUUCUCACGAUUGUGUCGUCUCUAAAACUGGCUCAUGAAGAAAUUUCUGAACAAGAUAUUAUUCUCUGCGUUCUUCGCGGUCUACCGACUGACUAUGCCUCCCUCAAGCAAAAUAUUCGCACCAAUAUUGCCACCGUCACGUUUAAUCAGGUCUCCUCUUGGUUGUUGUCCGAAGAAUUGAACUUAUCUUUUGAGAAAAAAUUAUCUCUGGGUGACUCCGGCUCUACUUCGUCCGUUGACAUUCAUAAUGCACUUUUCACUAAUUCCGGACGAGGCAAUGGUAGAGGUCGUGGCCGAGGACCACCGCGAGGCCGAGGAGGGCCUUACCGCGGCAGUCAACCCGGCGGUAGAGGCGGACGGCAGCCGCAGUACCGUGACGACGCCCGCGGCAGAGGAGGUGGCCGAGGGGUGUCCGUCACCUGCCAGCUGUGUGGGAAACCUGGCCAUGCGGUCUGGAGUUGUUGGCACCGCUACGGCGACUCAUACACUGGUCCUCCGCAGGCGUAUUAUGCAAAUCAAUCCGCUGAAUCUGGUUCGAAUUGGCACCUGGACACUGGCGCAAACACUCAUGUCACGUCUGUUCUAUCUCGGCUGAAUUCUAUGUCACCAUAUCAUGGCACCAACUCCAUCACAACUGCGGGAGGUAACACAUAUCCUAUUGACCAUACAGGCUCAG
Molecule: messenger RNA, 697 nt
Organism: Cuscuta campestris
Lineage: Eukaryota; Viridiplantae; Streptophyta; Magnoliopsida; Solanales; Convolvulaceae
Source: the annotation of a GenBank genome assembly